GUUCUUCUACUCUUUCACAGAACAGAGUAGUCAUUGCAUCUUCUCUGAGAAGCCAACAUUAUGAAAAAGUAAACUUGCUGAGAAAGAAGAAGAAGAUUAAGAAUAAGAAGAAGAAGAGUAAGAAGAAGAAGAAGAUCCGGAGAAAGUCUUGUUGCUUCUUUAUCAAGCCAUCUCUUUCUCUUUCUCGUUCCAAAUCUUUUUUCUUUUCUCUUUUUUUUUUUUUUAUUUGAUGCUGAGAGUUCCGCCAUUAAAGCUUUCACGCCAGUUCCCACGAGAAAUUAUCAACCUUCUAUUUCUCCUCCUCGCUUUUUCUCACGGGAAGAAAACCCAUCACCCAUAAAGCUCACUCACUCUUUUCCUAUAUAUACUCUGUUGAUUCCUCUUUUUAUCAUCACUAUACCUUCCAUUUCUUCGAUGAUGGGGAACUUGAAGAGAAGGACGAUGAUGCUUCCGUACAUUUUAUUUACAGUCUAUCUUCUUCAAUGUAAAUUCCUUGUACUUGCGAUUCUCGACCCGGUUGAUUUCUUGGCUCUGCAAUCGAUCCGGAAGUCGUUAAAUGACUUGCCGGGCUCCAAUUUCUUUGCUUCCUGGGACUUCACAUCGGAUCCGUGCAACUUCGCCGGAGUCUACUGCGACGGCGAUAGGGUGCUCGCGCUCAAUCUGGGUGAUCCAAGAGCUGGCUCCGCCGGGUUGAUAGGUCGGCUGGAUCCUGCGAUCGGGAAAUUAUCCGCAUUAGCAGAGUUUUCAAUAGUCCCUGGCCGGGUCUUCGGGUAUCUGCCGCAAUCGCUAUCAGAAUUGAAGAAUCUCCGGUUUCUGGCUAUAAGCCGGAAUUACCUCACCGGUCAGAUUCCGGCGGGUCUGGACCAGCUCCGCAGUCUCAGGACACUCGACCUCAGCUACAAUCAGCUCAGCGGAUGGAUUCCUCCAUCAAUCGGAUCCUUACCGGAGCUAUCCAACGUUAUUCUCUGCCACAAUCAUUUCACUGGUUCGGUUCCUCGGUUUAUCUCUCAGUCACUGACCCGUCUCGACCUCAAACGCAACAACCUCUCCGGUUCACUCUCUCCCUUUUCCCUUCCCUCGUCUAUCCAGUACCUAUCUCUGUCCUGGAACCGGCUCAGCGGCCCCGUGGACCGGCUCCUAAGCCGACUCGACCACCUGAACUUCCUCGACUUGAGUUUAAACCAGUUCACCGGCCCAAUCCCCGGUCGGAUCUUCACGUUUCCGAUCACCAACCUUCAGCUGGAGAGAAACCUCUUUUCGGGUCCAGUUGAACCGAUUGACCAAGUGACAAUAUCGACCGUUGAUAUCAGCCACAACCGGUUGUACGGUGAAAUCUCGCCGAGGUUCUCGACGGUUCAGAAUCUCUACCUGAAUAACAACCGGUUCACGGGUCAGGUUCCGGCGAGCUUUGUUGACAAGUUGUUGGCAGCGAGUAUACAGAUACUGUACUUGCAGCAUAACUAUCUGACAGGGAUCGAGAUUAAUCCGACGGCGGAUAUCCCGGUGAGCAGCUCCCUUUGCCUGCAGUAUAACUGCAUGGUGCCGCCCGUACAGACACCGUGCCCUUUGAAAGCGGGCAAUGAGAAGACAAGGCCGACGGCGCAGUGCGUUGAGUGGAAGGGGUAAAAUCGGAAAUUCAAGAUAUUUCUAGGGGCAUAUUUGGA
Carica papaya (papaya) is the source of this 1664-nucleotide messenger RNA. RefSeq lists its product as uncharacterized. Gene Ontology annotation, molecular function: protein binding. The record is from RefSeq and is a predicted model, not a curated record. Lineage: Eukaryota; Viridiplantae; Streptophyta; Magnoliopsida; Brassicales; Caricaceae.